CAUCCACACUUUUGUUCUGCAAACGAAUCCAAUGUCACUCAUCCAAUUCACCCUCUUCUUCUUCAUCAUCUUCCUCCACAACUCCAAAACCGUGACUUCAUCCACAUCUUUCAUAGCUCCAAUCACCCGAGACCCAUCAACCGAACUCUACACCAUAACCAUCUCCUUCAAAACGCCUCUUCAAUCCACCAACUUACUACUCGAUCUCGGUGCCAAAUUCACCUGGAUCGAUUGCACUCCUGACUCCUACACCUCCACAACUCACCGUUACAUCCCCUGUGGAACCAACCUGUGUGCCUCACUCACCUCACUCGCUUGUUCUAAUUGUUUCCGCCCCACCGGUCCUGGCUGCCACAAUAAUUCCUGUGCUUUGUUCCCCGAGAACCCUGUUAUCAAGAACACUGUUCUGGCUCAGGCAUUGAUUGACUACUUUGCUUUGAAUGUUACUGAUGGCCAGAACCCAGGUCAGUUAGGUGUGGUUCCGGAUUUUGUUGCUUCGUGCUCGGAUAACUCGUUGCUUCGUGGGUUGCCUGAUGGGGUUUCUGGAUUGGCUGGCCUUGGACGGUCAAAUUAUUCGCUCCCGGCGCAGGUUAGUAGCGUCUAUGCUUCACCCAACAUAUUUGCGCUAUGCCUUCCCGGUGUGUCAAGUGCAUCAUCCGGUUCAGCCUUCUUCAACACAGGCGGCCCAUACUAUUUCUUUCCCGGAAUCGACCUCUCAAGUCACCUUGUAUACACUCCACUCAUUCUAAAUCCGAUCGGAUUCACCAUCAUAACCUACUACGGCCAACCCUCAGACGAGUACUUCAUCAAUGUCACCUCUAUCAACAUCAAUGGCAAACCAUUGGAAUUCAACCCUUCGCUAUUAACAAUCGAUGACGACGGUUUUGGUGGAACCAGAUUGAGCACCGUCACUCCUUACACCACGUUAGAAACCUCAAUCUACAACGCCUUCAUUCAAGCGUUUGUAAACGAGUCUGCAGCGCUCAACCUCACAGUAACGGAUGCAGUGAGUCCGUUUGAGGUGUGUUAUGCAGCGAGUGAUGUUUAUAGCACACCGUUAGGGCCUGCAUUCCCGGUUAUUGAUCUUGUGAUGCAUAGUGAAGAUGUGUUUUGGAGGAUAUCUGGAGCGAAUACGAUGGUGAGUGUUGCAAGGGAAGAUGAAGAUGGAGGAGACGUGUGGUGCUUGGGGUUUGUUGACGGUGGUGAGAAGCCGCGGACAUCUGUGGUGAUAGGAGGGCAUCAGAUGGAGGAUAACUUGUUGCAGUUUGAUCUCGUGUCGAUGAGAUUAGGGUUCAGUUCGUCUGUUUUGGUGCAUGAUACCAACUGUGCAAGCUUCAACUUUACCGAUGAUCCUGGUGUCUAACAACUUCAACUGUAAUUUUUCCAAGGAUAUUCUUGUAUUGUUUAUUUGAUGUUUGUUAUUAGGUUAGCUUCAUUGAGUGUGUGUUUUUCGAUCAAAAUGGUCGAACUUGAAUACCACAGCUUGUAACAUAAGCAAUUUAAAUGCAAAAUUUGCAGCAAUGAGUUGUAGGGAA
Molecule: messenger RNA, 1535 nt
Organism: Helianthus annuus (common sunflower)
Lineage: Eukaryota; Viridiplantae; Streptophyta; Magnoliopsida; Asterales; Asteraceae
Product: probable aspartic proteinase GIP1
Exons: 2
Coding region: 32-1363 (443 amino acids)
Biological process (GO): proteolysis
Molecular function (GO): aspartic-type endopeptidase activity
Source: RefSeq, a predicted model, not a curated record